Molecule: messenger RNA, 1041 nt
Organism: Linum tenue
Lineage: Eukaryota; Viridiplantae; Streptophyta; Magnoliopsida; Malpighiales; Linaceae
Source: the annotation of a GenBank genome assembly
AUGAGUUUGGUCAGUGUGAUCCGAGUUUAUGAUUUUGAUCAGGUUUGUGGAUCCAUAAAAACAUUCCACAUAUUUUGUUUUCCCCAUCCAUUACCAAAGUUGAACAUUUUUCCAUUACCAAAGUUGAACAUUUUUGGAUUAAACCUAUUUCAGGGUAAGUUGAGAGACGGUCGGACGGUGGCCGUGAAAAGACUAUCUUUAGAGAAAUCUUUCCAAGGAGAAUCAGAGUUUCUGGCUGAAGUGAGAAUGAUCACCAACAUUCAGCACAAGAAUUUGGUACGACUUCUCGGAUGUUGUUCCGAUGGGGAACAACGCCUGCUUGUCUAUGAGUACAUGAAGAACAGGAGCUUGGACCUCAUAGUUUAUGUACUAGGAAACAACAAUCAAUUCAUGGAUUGGAACACAAGGUUCCAGAUAAUCCUUGGCAUAGCUCGAGGCCUAGAAUACCUGCACGAAGAAUCCCCUUUGAGAAUCGUGCAUAGAGACAUGAAAGCAAGCAAUGUUCUUCUGGACGACAAGUUCCAGCCCCGGAUUAGCGAUUUCCGGCUGGCCAGAUUCUUCCCUGAAGACCAAGCUUAUCUCAGCACCACAUUUGCAGGGACCUUGGGAUACACAACACUAGAGUAUGCGAUCCGGGGUGAGUUGUCAGAGAAGGCCGACAUCUACAGCUUUGGAGUGCUCCUUCUUGAGAUCAUCUGUUGUAGGAAGAACACAAAUCUCAACUUACCAACAGAGCAGCAGUACCAUCCUGAAUACGCGUGGAAGCUAUACGAGAAAAACAAGGUGAACGAGCUGAUAGAUUUGAGGCUCCGAAAACACGGGAUCGUGGAGAGAGAUGUGGUGCACGUGAUCCACGUAGCGUUCUUGUGUAUUCAAUCGCUGGCAAACCUGAGGUCUCCGAUGUCUGAGGUGGUGGCAAUGCUUACGUGUAAAGCUAAUGCAAGGGUAGGCCAGCAUUCUUGGACAAGAGGAGGAGAGCAGAAGGGAGCUUCUCUUAUGAUGUUAUCUCAGAAGCUUUCCCUUCUCCCAUGGGAGUAUUGA